Molecule: messenger RNA, 2111 nt
Organism: Petromyzon marinus (sea lamprey)
Lineage: Eukaryota; Metazoa; Chordata; Hyperoartia; Petromyzontiformes; Petromyzontidae
Source: RefSeq, a predicted model, not a curated record
AUGCCCAGUCACCUCAUGCCCAGUCACCUCAUGCCCAGGCACCCCAUGCCGAGCCACCCCAUGCCCAGUCACCUCAUGCCCAGGCACCCCAUGCCGAGCCACCCCAUGCCCAAGCAGCGUCUGUUUGACUGGAUGGAGGGGGCUAAACGGAAAGGGGGCGAGCCGCAUUUGGCAUCGCGAGGCCCCCGGGUCAGGGAGAGGGAAGGAGAGAGAGGGAGGAGGCCACCCGAAUCUGGAUCAGCUAGGAGGAGGAGAGCAGAAGUGUGGAGACGCGAGGAGUGCGAUGACACCCAUGGCUUCCUCCUGCGGCCGAUACGUCCGCCUCCUGUGGUUGGUGCUGCUCCUCUCCAGGCGUGCCAUGCCACGGUGUUCCUACAGCGGCGCCAAGCGGCAAUCGUCCUGGCGCGGGCGCGGCGCGCCAACAGCGGCUGGGAGGAGCUGCGCAAGGGGAACCUGGAGCGCGAGUGCAUGGAGGAGCGCUGCAGCUUCGAGGAGGCGCGCGAGGUGUUCGAGAACAUCGACGCCACGAAUGAAUUCUGGAACAAGUACUCGGACGGAGACCAGUGCAGCUCCAACCCGUGCAAGAAUAAUGUUCUGCUGUUGGACAAGAAGGGUGAAGGCUUUUGUAGCGGAACCAUCCUCAGCCGGGAGUGGGUUCUGACGGCCGCCCACUGCAUCCCGUCUGAGCCUGACAUCGUCAUCGUCGGUGAGUCGCCCUGCAUCGCGUCUCGUCCAAACCAAGGUGAACACAACCGCACGGUGUCCGAGCCCACGGAGCAGAAGAUAUCCAUCAAGCAGAUCGUGAUGCACAACCGCUUUAACAACGCCACCUACGACAACGACAUCGCGCUGCUGCAGAUGAGCGAGCCCAUCAAGUUCAACAAGUACGUGCUGCCCGCCUGCCUGCCCGAGCCGGACUUUGCGGACAAUGUGCUCAAGGAGGAGCUGGCUUGCAUCAGCGGCUGGGGUUACCUGCACCACCACGGGGAAAAGGCCAAAGUGCUGCAGACGUCCUUUGUGCCGUACCAGGACAUGGCACGGUGCAAGGAAUCGAGCAGCUACACCAUCACCAAGAACAUGUUUUGCGCCGGCUACAGCGACUCGAAGACGGACGCAUGCCAGGGUGACAGCGGUGGCCCCCAUGUCACGCCCUACGCCAACACGUGGUUCUCUACCGGCAUCAUCAGCUGGGGCGAGGGCUGCAAUCGCAAGGGCAAGUUCGGGAUCUACGCCCGCGUCUCACGCUAUUUGCCCUGGAUCGACACGGUGAUGAAGAACUACAGUGUCUACAAGGACGAAAUCCCCACCGCUGGGCUCAAUCUCCAGCGUAGCCGCCAGAACUGAGCGUCGGCGCCCGCAGAUGAUCGGGGAGGUCGGGGGUGGGGUGGGGGACAAAAACAACGCCACAAUAGGAGAGUUGGGGAGUGGAAAAUGAUGGGGAUGCGUUUGAAAGAUAAUCCACAAGGUGCUCGAAGUUGAGUAUCGGUUUUAGUUGUCGUAAACCGUUGUGUUGAUUUAAGGGUGUCUUGAAGGGAUAAACUUGAUAACCCACAACUUCUUGGAGGAAUGAGGGUCUUGUUGAGAGUAGGAGGACUGAGUGAAUGGAAUGUGUGAAUGGUUAAGUUUGCUGUGUGGCCAUCCGUGGGUGCACAAUACACUCACAACGAUCACGCGUGCGUCGUCAAGGGUUUCAAUGAAAGCCAGUGUGGGCCGUGACUAAAGCUGGGCUCUUCGAUCGUUCAACUAAUCGAUUACUUGCAAACAAGAUUCUGACCUCCAUUGUCACGUGUGCCACUGGGCGAUGGACAGGGCUUGGUGGUGGUGACGAGCGGGGCUUGUUGAUGUCAUCGGCGUAAAUUGGCCGUCUCACACUGGGCGUGCCUCGAAAGGGGGUUUCCCCACUUCGGGAGGCUGUAGCUUGUGGGGGCCCGAGUAAUCCACCGCUGAAAAAGUAGUCAAUUCGAAUCUUUAAUCUAUUAGUUGACUAAAAUGACUAAUCCUCCCAGCUCUAGUUAUGUAACAAUACAUACAUGUGGGUUGUUUUGUUUUUCUUCCAGAAAACCUCUCAAUUCACUUUUAUUGGAAAUACUGUGAGAAAAAAAUCAAUGCUG